Molecule: messenger RNA, 4594 nt
Organism: Pangasianodon hypophthalmus (striped catfish)
Lineage: Eukaryota; Metazoa; Chordata; Actinopteri; Siluriformes; Pangasiidae
Exons: 13
Coding region: 119-1234 (371 amino acids)
Cellular component (GO): cell surface
Molecular function (GO): signaling receptor activity
Source: RefSeq, a predicted model, not a curated record
GAUCCUGUCUAAAGAGGAAAUUUGAGCAACAAAAGCUAAGAGAAGUCCAAUAGAACAUUUCUCAGUGUGCUGGAAAGAGCAAAAGAAGAGUAGAAGUGAAGUGAAGCUCCAGUCCACAAUGAAGAUCCUCCUCAUCUUCACCCUCUCCCUAAUAUCAGGUCCAGUGGGCUGUGUUGAUGUGAUUGGCUACUCAGGAGGAAGCAUCAUUUUAAUCUCUAAUGUCUACUCUAGUUCAGCAAAGAGUAAUUAUAUUUGUAAGGUGGAAAACAGAGAAUGCACAGAUAUAAUACGUUUGAACACUGGAAAGAACGAUUUUCAAGUGGAAAGAUUCAUGCUGUAUAAAAACACAGAAGGAUUCUUAACAGCGUUUAUCAGAAAGCUGAAGCCACAGGAUGCUGGAAUGUACAGAAUGGGAGCAGGAACUCAGAGAUACACUGAUGUGACCCUGAAAGUUGUUAAUGAUUCUUGUUGUGCGGGGCCAAAAAUAAUGAACGCUUAUCGAGGACAGAAUACCAGCAUCAUCUGUAACUAUCCAGCGGUGUAUGAGAGAGACUACAAGUACAUCAUGAAACUUGAUAAUGACAGUGUUUUUAAUAAAGCCAUUCUAGAUAAUGGAUCAAAAUCUCAGAACAGCAGAUUCUCCAUUUCUGAUGACAGCAGUGCUAAAGUUCUCAGUGUGAACAUCAGUGAUGUGAGAGAAGCUGAUGAUGGAGUUUAUUUAUGUGUAGGGUAUAACAGAGCGGACUCAGUCCAGUAUUUCUCCUACUUCACAGAGAUUCAGCUGCAUGUUAGAGCAGCACUGACAGCGAGCCCAUUUAAUGGAGCGUAUUCCAGUUCUUCCCCUGUUAUCAUCAUCAGUGUGUGUGUCUGUGUGGCUCUGCUGCUGAUUGGAGGAUUGGCACUGAUGAUCUACAAACUGAGACACAAGAGAACACAAGGUUCAACACCUUCAUCUAAAGACAAUGAACAGGUCCCCCCUGCUGCUUGUGUCUACGAGGAGAUUAAUAACACCAACCAUGCUUCUGCCUCAGACACUGAACUUUAUAUGAAUGCUUCUUCGCCCACUGACCCUGACAGAGAGAUCUUCUCCACAGUACAACCACCCCAAGACCAAAAUCUCACUUACACCACUGUGAGUUUCCAGAAGAAUCCAGAUGACGCUGCAGUCACUUUCAGUAAGGAGGAAUCUGCCACUGAAUAUGCCACUGUCCAACACACCUCAAGACUGGAAUAACUUCAUUAUAUUUUCAACAAAAUAUACUUUCAACAAAAAUAUUCAUUAUAUAAUUUCUUACAUUUAAUUAUACAAACAGCAAAGCAGUAUUAAAUAUACAAAAAUCUUAUUUUUGUAACCAAUAUCUUUUGUUGGCAGUUUUGAUUAUGUGGCAAAAUAACAAAUAAAUGCCACCUGGUAUGACAUUAAAUGUAUUAUUUCCUAAUGUAGGCAUCCAUGUGGAAAUUGUAAUUUGACUUUAAGAUUAGUUUUGCAAACCUUAAUGGUUUUUUAGUAGGUUGCUUAUUUCUUUACUUUAUAGGCCUCACUGUGGGAAUUUACCACAAGGUGACACUAAAGGAUUUCAUAUCAAAUGGCCUUUAGUACUUCAUCUUGAAGAAAAUAGCUGAAAAAGACCAGAUGCUUCUGUGUAUUUACUAUGAAUGUAUCAGAUAUAUGUUCAAACAUAAAAUAUAAAAAUAUAAAAUAUAUACAUAUAAAAAAUAUGAUAAUUUUUGAUGAAUCUUGUUGAAAAACUUUGUGGUUGCUUGCUAGGAUUCUUUAGAAAGAUACAGUUGAAGAUUACAGAUGAAACUCUUAUUCACAUUGUUUAAAAAUAAUGAACAUUUAAAAUAAUUUUCACUAGUACUAAACUUUACAAGCACUGUGGAAUUUAGAGUUGUGCCUCUAAAGAUUAAGUGUUUCAUGGGAUUUUACACUAAAUAUUUUUUACAGGUGAGAGAAAAAUUAACACGAGAUUUUACUUCCAACAAGAGUAACCACCUACAGACUGAUAUAAUCACAGACAGUAUUUCAGAGUAUAAAAGAAAAUCAGGGAAAUAACACUAACCUUGUGUUUUCUGCUUUCCUUUAAAAUUCUUUCUCAUUCUUUAUUAAAUGAACUAUGUGUUUAGGAGUGUCACUGCAAUGUCAACACAAUGUUCAGCCACUGUGCUUAUAAACCUCUGGACAAUAACUUAUAUAAAUUAAAUAAAAAGGUAACUAUAAAGGCCUGAGUUGCCUUCAUGUUUUUUUUUUCUUUUUUUCUUGUAUAUAUUUAAGCAACUGAUAAAACACAGCAAAUUAACAAAGUGAAUAAAAAAUUUAAUGAAGCAAACAGUAUAUCAGAAUAACUUUGGGUGGGUUUCACAUGGCUCUCCAUCAUCAUCAUUGUGAGAAAAGAGGAAAUGACAGAACUAAAGUAGCAGAAAGAAAUCGGACUGCAAAGUGAAAGCGAGGAUCAGUAGAACUUUCCUCAGUGGAAUAGAAAGAGCAAAUUUCAACAGAAGUAAAGGAGUAGACGUCAAGUGAAGCUGAAUUUCAUUCCAGGAUGAAGAUUCUCAUCAUCUUCACCUUCUACAUGAUCUCAGGUCCAGUAGACUGCUCUGAUGUGAUUGGUUACUCAGGAGGAAGUGUCAUUAUAAUCUCUAACAUAAAGUGGUACGACCACAAUAGUAAAUAUAUUUGUAAGGUGGACGGAAAAGGCUGCACUGAUAUAAUACGUGCUGACACCAAACGCCACCAAGUUCACGAUGGAAGAUUUAUGUUGUAUGCAAACACAGAAAACUUCUUCUUAAUAUUGAUCAGAAAGCUGAAGCCACAGGAUGCUGGAACAUACAGAUUUGGUUUGGGGAAUCAGAGCAACUCCACUGUGAACCUAAAAGUUCAUAAUAAUGCAUCUUGUGGGGUGCCAAAAAUAAUGAACGCUUAUCUUGGGCAAAAUAUCACCAUCACCUGUAAAUAUCCAGGGGAGUAUGAGAGAAACAGCAAAUAUGUUUACUCGGUGGAUGAUGACAAUUUUAUUAAAAACAUUCUUGAUACUAACACAAAAUUUCAGAAUGACAGAUUCUCCAUUUCUGAUGACAGAAGUGCUAAAGUUCUCAGUGUGAACAUCAGCGACGUGAGAGAAGCUGAUGAAGUAUUUUAUUUAUUUGGCGUGUGGAACGGAGCAGGGUCAGUCAGAUAUUACUCCUACUUUACAGAGAUGUAUCUACAUGUUACAGAAUUGAGCGCAAACAUUCAACCAGCAACAACAGGGUCCUGCAUGAUGACAUCAGCAGCACCGAGAGAAACUCCAUCUCCAUUGCGUUUCAGUCCAUCUAUCAUUAUCAGUGUGUGUGUCUGUGCGGCUCUGCUGCUGACUGGAGCAUUUGCACUGAUUGUCUACAAACUGAGACAAAAGAGAACAAGAUUAUAUGCCUUCAUCCAAAAGUAAAGACAACAAUCCAGUUACUUCUGAUUUUAACACUGAUUCAGCUCAUUUGUAUGAAAACAUCAGAAUGAACUCAAAAUGAACCAGUGAAACAUCAGAAUGAACUCAAAAUGAAAAUGAAACCUGCACCAGUACACAAAUCAGACUUCCUGUUUGAGCUGUUGAACUCUGCUAUUCUUAAUGUUCUGAGCUGCCUCGUAGUGGCUCAAGUCCCAACGCUGUAGUGUGUCUCUCUUCACUUCUUUAUAGGACUGUGAUCUAAAAAAGAAUGUUGAUCACUGAAAUCCAAAUGUUGAUCAUUGAAAUUCAAAUGAAAUCAAUGCUAGUUCGAUCACAGGUGCAGUUUCUGGAGGACUGUUAGCCAUUUUGUGUGAGUGUGUGUGUGUGUGUGUGCUGUAAUCUCAUUCAACGCAUUGUACAUUCUGUUUUAAUUAUGCUGUUGAUGCUUUAGAAGGAAAGCUAUAUUCUGUAUAAUAAUGUAUAUCUGCUACAUGUCAAUGAAAUUCUCCUUUGCUUUCUCUAUCUAUAAAAACAUACUUCUAAACUUCACUGUAAGUGAAGACUGUCCCUUCUUAUUUUAUCUAAAUGCCUUGUUUUUAUCCAAUUAAGAGUGAACAUUGUUGAAUUGGAGAUGAUUGAGUGUUAAAGUGACUGAUGUUUUGUAGACUAAAACCAAAAAAAAUUAUUUUAGUCUCUUUUAAAAUCGGUAAUGCCAAGAUUUUGAGUUUGCCACUAAUACGCUCAUUAACUUUACAAAAAAGCUUCAUCAUUGUUUUAGUAAAAAUUAUUUUUAUUAUUUUUUUUGUGGUUUAGUCAACAUUUCUUUUUCAUAAACAAAAAUAAAUAAAUUCUAAUCAGCUGUGCUGUGAAUGCAUUUGGUAUUUUAUGGGUGAUUUACAGUCUCUUGCAUAAGUAUAAAAUUUUUUAUUAUUUUAUUAUUUUUAUAUCUGUAACAUAAUCUAUUUUUUGGUAUCAUUUUAAAAUAAAUGCCACUUGGUUUGACAUGUUGUUUUAUAACAGUGAAAUUCAUACAUUUGUGGCUUAAGUGUCCAAAUACUUUUUGGAGUCGCUGUAUUUCGGUGCAGAACUGCAUAUAGCAGACGUGAGGGUUUUUUGCAGGCUGCCAAGCAAACGUGGAAGUUGUUUUCCUUUUUUCAGCAAUUCUGUAA